This is a messenger RNA of Sycon ciliatum, 4588 nucleotides long. RefSeq names its product ribosome-releasing factor 2, mitochondrial-like. Gene Ontology annotation, molecular function: GTP binding; GTPase activity. The record is from RefSeq and is a predicted model, not a curated record. The coding region runs from base 221 to 2581 and encodes 786 amino acids. The transcript has 21 exons. Gene Ontology annotation, biological process: ribosome disassembly; mitochondrial translation. Gene Ontology annotation, cellular component: mitochondrion. Lineage: Eukaryota; Metazoa; Porifera; Calcarea; Leucosolenida; Sycettidae.
AUAAGAGAAUAUGAGUGUAAUGCUUAUCUUCACUGGCUCUGGAGAACGAAGUGCCCGAGCUUGGUUUUCAGAGCGAUCUCCUUGAGAUCCUGAAACCCCUGGGAGCUUGGGUUCGAUUGCAUUGAAUGCGCUGACGUCGCGCAGCAGCUUGUGCUCGUAUAUGUUCAAAAUACUUCAUUUCUUAUCUCCCUGAGAUAUCUCACUAACAUUUCAUGGAAGCAUGACUGUCCAGGCGACACUGCAGAGACUAUCAAAGGUCAUCAGCAGAGCUCCUCUAGCUCUGGCUCCUCAGCGACUGGAUCGGUUUGUGCAAGCACGCCACUAUGGGAUUGGCAAGAUCCCGCAGAGUAUGGUGGAUGCUCCAGUUGAGAGAAUUCGAAAUGUCGGCAUCAUGGCGCAUAUUGAUGCUGGCAAGACCACCACAACAGAACGUAUGCUCUUCAGUGCUGGUGUUACCCGACACUCGGGAGAUGUAGACAAAGGAGAUACGGUGAUGGACUACAUGGAGCAGGAGCGUGCACGUGGCAUCACAAUCACGUCAGCGGCAAUCAGUUUCCCAUGGAAGGACCAUCGCGUCAACUUCAUUGACACACCAGGUCACGUGGACUUCACUAUGGAAGUGGAGAGAGCACUGCGUGUACUGGAUGGUGCUGUGGCCGUCUAUGAUGCUGUCAAAGGCAUUCAGGCACAGAGUGUGACUGUGUGGCGUCAAGCACAGAGGUACGAUGUUCCCUGUGUGGCGUUCAUCAACAAGAUGGACCGGCCGAAGGCAAGUAUGACCCGGACAUUGAAGCACAUGGAGACUAAACUGAAUGUCACCCCGCUUGUCCUGCAGCUACCUCUUGGAGUCGGGCCGGAGUUUGUUGGUGUUGUUGAUCUCCUUGAUCUUCAUGUUACCAAGUGGCCGGGAAAGGUGGAGUGCACCGAUUUUGAGCGUUAUGACCUCACCCAGUCGUCUCAUGAGAAAGACUUGCUAGAACAAGCACUGGUGGCACGGCAGGAAAUGUUUGAACAGCUUGCUGAGUUGGAUGAGGCCUUCAUGGAACACUAUCUGUCAGUAGGAGGCGAGGCAAGUAAAGUCGAAGUUGACAAGGCAAUGGCCGGUGUUAGGCGUGUGGCUGUCUCGCGGUCUGGCUUACCCGUCAUGUACGGCACGGCGUUGAAGAACCGAGGUAUCGAACCGGUCCUGGACUCCAUCGUCAAAUACUUGCCAAGCCCGACAGACCUUCAGAAGAAUGAAGUACCGGACUAUGCGAAAGACUUCUGCGCAUUCGUUUUCAAGAUUGUACAUGAUCCAAACCGUGGCCCACUGGUAUUCAUGAGGGUGUAUUCUGGUGAAGUGAAGGUUGGUGACGAGUUCUACAAUAUCAAUCGGCACUGUGUUGAGAGAGCACAGCGUGUCAUUCUGAUCUCUGCUGACGAGUAUAGCGAGGUUUCCAGCAUCGGUGCAGGCAACAUUGCUGUCGUCACUGGUCUGAAAAAGGCUAUUACUGGUGAUACAUUAUUAUCUAAAGCAGCCGCUGGCGACUUAGUCUCCACCAUCAGCACAGCCAAGCGGAAAGGCAAAGGAAAAGAGGCUUUAGAUCUUGCUCCCGUGGAGAAAACAGAAGGCAGCUCAAUAACAAGUUUGCCUGGCAUGCGAGUGCCGGAACCAGUGUUCUUCUGUACUGUGGAAGUGGAAAGUGCGGCUCAUCAGCAAGCCCUGGACCAUGCACUAGCAUGUUUGGCCAGAGAAGAUCCCAGUCUUCGUGUUACCAGCGGAGAGGAUGAUGAGACAAUCUUGUCGGGUAUGGGCGAGCUGCACAUCGAGAUCAUUCAGGAUCGGCUGCGUAAAGAGUACAAGUGCAACGCUAAGCUGGGCCCUCUGCAGGUGGCGUACCGUGAGACCCUGGCCGCUCCGAUUCGACACUGUGUGACAAAGAAACUCAGUCACAACGGUCGCAACUUUGACGUCAAGCUGGAGCUGGAGCUAUCGCGUACCCCCGGUGACGAGUUCCGGGAGCUGGCCGAAAAGUCACUUGUAGAGUUGACGUUUGGGAAAACGUCCGAGCUACAUGCUCUGCUGACAGGCGAAGCCGGUGCUAUGCGGAUUGCUGCUCUGCGUGAAGGCAUGGAGCAAGGUGCACGCACUGUGGGCCCUUUGUUGUCGUUCCCUGUUCGCUGCAUUGACGCCAAGAUCACCGACUUAGACUGCAAGACAUGGAUGUCAAAUGAGCUGCUAACUCUAGCGGCGUCCAUGUGCUUUUCCGAGGCUAUGGCCAGUGCAGAAAUUCGUUUGUUGGAGCCAGUUAUGCAUCUGCAGAUUGUCCUACCUCCCAACCAUUUCACAACUGUUUUGGGUGACAUGACUGGCCCACGGCGUGGUGUUGUUGACGGUAUUAUCGAGGACGAUAUCGAUGGUAAUGUGCUGACUGCGUAUGCCCCACUGGACACUCUCCGGGGGUAUGCCAGCCACAUCCGUCGGCAAACCUCUGGCCUGGCAUCCUACUCCAUGACGUUCUCUCACUACGUGGCGGUAACACCCGAUGUUCAGAAGCAAGUUGUCAACUCAAUGCUCUUUCACGGUGGAGAUGUCCUGUGAGUCGCAUUGCCUGCACAGUGCGUACGAUUCUGUUAACAACAUAGCUCCGGAGAAGGUGCGGAGCGAACCCAUUGUUCGUGUGCUGUGGUCUGUGCUGGUGGAAGACCUGGCAUAUUCGCUGGUACGAACUGGGUUGCACCUCAACGGCUGGGCUGCACUGCCGUCCAUGUGUGGGGGUGCUCUGUUCACUUGUGUGAGUGAAUACCAAUACCCGGCUGAGCAGGCUGGAGACAUCAACCACUUGCAACACCAGUGCAACGGCUGAAUCAGCGGUAUGCCUGUGUGGACAUACACUCCAGUCACUCAUUUGGAUGAAUACAGCCUGGACAGGCUGGGCAGGCUAGAGAUAACGUUAUCACCCACAUACCACACUAAUGCAAUAGCUGAAUAGUGUACACCUGUGUGAAGCCUAGCGGGACCCCGGUGGUACUUAGACAUGGCAUAGCCUCGCCAGUGGAAAAGAGGGUGCUGGUGUCAGCGGUCAGGCACCAUUCCUUACCGGAGUCCAUGGCCAGUGGUGGUUGGCAUGAUGCAAGCCAGCUGCUUUAGCACACUUAUUUAUUCUAGACAUCAGCACAGACUGAGCAUUCAGACUAGCAAGCUGUGCACAGCUGCCACAUUUGAGCCAGUAGUAGCUCAUAUGUACACACACUCCACAGUCAGUGCUGGCUUUGCUCCCAGUGUGUGCUGGCUGGUCUGUGCACUGAACUGCAUUGAACUGCUGCUGUUCAAGCACUGCUCUGCUGUUCAAGCACUGCUCUGUGUGGGUGAUUGCCAGGAUUUUCCAGUCCCAUGCUAGCAGUAUCCUUAUAGGGUAUGGCUCCUAGGUAUUGUACCAGUGCAUGUGCAGAGUGAAUAAUGUUGCUGCAUUUCUUCAUCCUGCCUGUCUGCCUGGUGCGGCUGUCCUGCUACUGUGGUAGCUUCGACAUGGCAGCUGGACCUUUGAUUGAAUGCUGCUCUCCUAUUUAUGCUAUCAAUUGUUGCGCUGUGCUUGGGCGUGGAGAACAGGAUAGUGCUACUGCUGGCAGUAAUACUCCUCUUCCUUCUGCGUUCAUAUGAUCUUCACUUCUUUGUCGUCGGCUCCCUUUUCUGUUUUCUGUAUGCUGCCAUGUUUCAUGCUUAUUUUUUUAACUAUUUUUGCUGCACUGUUGUUGGAAAUAGGAGUUCUGGUAGAGCCAGAACAUUUCAACGACCCGUGUUUAGGCCGCGGUCACACCAAACAAGCCGUUUCCCGCUUGCGCUGAAAGUGGCUUGUGCUGAAUGGGGUGGUUGGUCACACCACUUCGCGAAAUCGGCUGGACUUUUUGUGUGCAAGAGUUUUUUUUCUUCCUGCUCAUUUUUGAAUAUGAUUUUCUCUUGUUUUCCCGUCCGCCUUCUCCAUGAUCCAGCACACUUCUUCAGUUCGUCCAAGAUCCACGCUCUCUUUCUGGUACUUUUUUUCAUAGUGGUCUCAUACUUGGUUUUUGUUUCAAACCAAAGCUCCAGUAGUCGCCGCUCCAGUGCUACUGUCCAGGAUUCCAUGAUGACCGACAAAAAGGCAAGGAGAGAAGUUUCACCAACAACGAAAGCCGGAAGGUGGCAGAACACGAUGCAAGCUGCAAGAUCACGCCAAGAUGCGCUUUGAACGAGUUUAUUUUUCCCGCCACUGUACUGCGCCAGAAUGGCUGAAAGUGGCUGAAUCCAUUCAGCGCUCCCAUUCAGCGCUUUGAAAACGGCUGACUGCUGAAAAAGGCUGAAGCCGAAAAUUCAGCCGUUUCCGUAGCGACGAUGACGUCAAAAAGCGCUUUUUUCCGCUGAAUGGCUGAAUCGCGCUUGGUGUGACCGCGGCCUUAGCUGCUGGCUGGAGUGAGAAUGCGCCAUGCUUCUCAGUUAAGCAACAAACCCCACAGCAGCCACUGUUUACUGAAGCACAUGUGUUUCAAUUUCGUAGGAGCUUCAUGCAGUGUAGGACGGGGACAUUUCUGCUAUCUUGUCUACAUUCUGUGAAGUGAAACUACUAAGUACUCA